AUGUCGCCGCCAAAGCAGACUUUGACGACCGGAGACGCUUCCCUUUCCGGCCAAUUCGGCCCGCAUCCCAGGUCGACGAUCAAAGAAGAAGACCUGGUGCAUAUCAAGUUCCUCUGCGGCCUUCCGUCGGAGGCGGAACUUAUCGCUCCGGGGCCUGAUCUAUCACCGGAAGACCCACCCCCUGGGUACUGCUGCGCCUACGAGAUAUUUUUCUCGAGUCCGCUAGCGGGGUUCCGGGUCUUCGAUGACUUCCCGGAAAAGGACGAAGAAUACCGAAGUGACUACUUCUUCUUCCCAGUAAACCGAGACACUUUCGGCGAUCUACAAGAGUUGCUUGUUCCGCACUGGUCUCAGAAACCUGCUUCCCUCGACCGCGGGCUGCUGUCUCAAACCUUCGCGGACUAUUUUACUACGUUCUGCGGUGCCGAGACCGCUUGGGACUCCUUCACCUGCCCCCGAGUCCGCGAGGCCGGUGCCCACAUUCGCACCCGAUUUCUCACUGUCUCUUCCCCGCAGUCCGCUCCCCCCAAUAUGAACUACCGCGAAGAGAGAGCUCAUAAGAAAAAGAUGGAGCUGAAAGAGAAGGAGCUGAAGAAGAAAAUGGUUGCCGCGCUGGCGGAUGCCAAGAUGAAAAACUCUUCGAAGGAGAAGUCCUCUAGCUCGGUUGCUCCCCCAGAGGGCGGAGAUCGGGAAGUGAUUACACUUCCCGAUAGCGACGUGAGCACCGAAUCUCCCGCUGCUCGUCCAACUCCGGGAGAUGGCCAGGCCAGUGAGCCGAAGAAACGGAAGGCUGCCGAACUUGCGCGCCCAGUACGUGCGAGCUCAAGGCUCCGUACCGAGGAGACCCCUGCCUCAAAAGGCUCUUUGCCUGCGACCCCGAGUCCUGUUGACCCGAAAGCGACCCCGAGGCGCGAACUUCCGGCUCCGCCGAAAUCCCUAGCCGACAUGAUGCGGAGCUUCAGCCAACCUGGAGCUCGAGUUCCCGCCUUUAAGGACAUGUCCACGACCAAACGGGAGGAUUACUUCCGUUUUGUUGAGAAAGUUGGCGAGAUGUUGUUCGAGUUCAACAGCUCGGUGGCUCAUUACGAAGAGCAACUCUUCGUCAGUCCCUCAGCCAGCGAGAUAGGAGUUCUACAAUCCCGGAUCUCUGACCUCGAAAAGGAGGUAAAGAAGCUCAGGUCCUCGGAAGCUUCUAACCGUGCUGAAGUGGAGAAGGCGGUUAAGUUCAACAAGAGGCUUAGAACCGUUGAGGGUGACCUGCAGAUCGCCGAGUCAUCCCUGGAGACUUGCCAGGACAAGCUCCAAUUGGCCGGUGAGCUAUACCUAAAAGCGACCACUGUCGAAACAGAGGCGAGGCAAGAGCUUCAGGAGAUCAAACUUCGGAACCAGCUUCUGGAAGCGGGUAACAGCUCCGAGAUGGAGAGGGUAAGGAGAGAGGAGCGGAGGAAGACACGGGCUGAGCUUCGGAGCACGAUCGAUCAGAUCGGGGCACAUCUCUUGGAGCAUGACCGUAUGAUUCCCCAUGCUAUCCGGGCUGCUGAGAUCACCGCCAACCGAAUGCUGGUGGAGGAGAUCAAGAGGGGCGAGAUCGCCGAUCUGAAGGAGGAGCUUGAAACUCUGAAGGCUGACGAACUAACUGCCAACCUCGAGGCCGAAAAGGUAAAGAAUUUAUCCUUCGACCCUUCAUCCUUCACCGCUUUACUAGCGGACACUCCCCCCGAACUCGGGCCGGAUCCUGCUCCAACCACCCUGAUGAUUGAGGAACCCGCUAAUGACCCCCCUGCUGUGCCGAACCAGGAACUGGAGGCGAUCAAACCGGGCCUUAGCAAGGAGGUGCGCGAAAUGUCCACCCCCGAGAGUGCUGGAGCUCUCGUAGGUGAAACGGCCGGCCUCUCGUCAGCUCGCUCCGGAGAUCAUACCGCGGAUCCCGAACUCAAUUAA
Molecule: messenger RNA, 1941 nt
Organism: Capsella rubella
Lineage: Eukaryota; Viridiplantae; Streptophyta; Magnoliopsida; Brassicales; Brassicaceae
Exons: 5
Coding region: 1-1941 (646 amino acids)
Source: RefSeq, a predicted model, not a curated record